AUUGGUCAAACAUCAACACCAUCGUAUCUACUAAAGAAAAUAAAACUCAACAUUUUAAACGGUGCAUUCAAAACUAGCAAGCAAAACCAAUAAUUAACAGAGAUCAUAACAUCAGAAUCAAUGGGUUCAGAAGGACAGCCCAUGCUUCCUGUUCUAGAUUUCACCAUGGAAGAUUUGAAGCCAGGGACCAAUUCCUGGUUAACAACAUGCAGAAGGGUGCGCCAAGCAUUUGAAGAAUAUGGUUGCUUCGUAGCUGUGUAUGAUAAAGCUUCUGUUGGGCUUCAAAAUGGUGUGUUCGGUUCAAUGAAGGAGCUCUUCGAUCUCCCAGCUGAAACCAAACAAAGAAACAUAUAUGAGGGCAUGCCUUUGAAAGGCUAUGUUGGUCAACGCCCACAGAUUCCUCUUCACGAAAGUAUGGGUAUAGAUGAGGGAACAACACUAGAGGGGAUUCAAAAUUUCAUACAAAAAAUGUGGCCAAACGGAAAUGAUCAAUUCUGCAAAUAUAUAUUUGAGUAUGCAAAGCUAGCUGAAGACUUGGAUCGGAUGGUGGCCAGAAUGAUAUUUGAAAGUUAUGGUGUUUUGAAACACUAUGACACAUACAUAGGGUCAACAAGUUAUCUCCUUAGGCUUUUGGCACACAAAGCACCAGAACAAGUCGAGCAACAACUAGGUUUCGUUGCUCACACUGACAAGAGCUUCACAACAAUUCUUCACCAGAAUCAAGUCAAUGGACUCAUGGUGGAGACAAGGGAUGGUCACUGGAUUGAUGUUGAUUUCUCUUCACCUACUUCCUUUGUCGUCAUGGCUGGCGAUGCACUCAUGGCUUGGAGCAACGACAGAAUAAAGUCCCCUAAUCAUAAGGUUUUGAUGAAAGGGAACGAAAUAAGGUACUCUCUUGGUCUGUUUGCCUUCUACAAAGGGAUUAUGCAAGUACCUGAAGAGCUAAUUGAUGAGGAACACCCAUUGCAAUAUAAGCCCUUUGAUCAUCUUGGUUUGUUGAACUUCACUUACAGUGCUAAUAUGAAAGCCUAUUGUGGCGUCUAAAAGGCUUGUCAAGGUUGUUCAACAAACUAUGUGAUGUGUAUUUUAUAUAUAUUAAGCUAUGUCUUUAGAAAUGUCUUCCAUAGACAUUGUUUGGUGUGUUAUGUGGUCUAUUAAUCAUGGCUUAUACGUACUACAGUCUUCAAAUGUUUUCCUAAUUAAUAAAAUGUAUUGUUAAUCA
This is a messenger RNA of Cajanus cajan (pigeon pea), 1222 nucleotides long. RefSeq names its product 2-oxoglutarate (2OG) and Fe(II)-dependent oxygenase superfamily protein. NCBI's taxonomy places the organism in Eukaryota, Viridiplantae, Streptophyta, Magnoliopsida, Fabales, Fabaceae. The record is from RefSeq and is a predicted model, not a curated record.